AUGUCUGUCCAGAAACAACACACAUAUGGAUCGCGAACCAAAGUUGAUACCUUAUCAAUUGCACCUCUGAAGAGAAAACAGCCAUCCGACACGUCUCUGUCUUCUUCACUGCCAUUCAAGAAACGCGUCAUAUCAAAGCUAAAGACAUCGUCGAACGUCAACGUAAAAACGAGACGAAAGACUUUGACUCAGUUACAUUUCUCCUUGGAAACCUCUAUACUACGAACGUGUUCUCAAUGUGAUCUAUCCUACACUAAGGGUGCUCCGGAUGACGAAGAGCUUCACCGGUUACACUGCGCUCGCGUUCAAAGAGGAAUGGAAUGGGGUCGCGAAGAAGAGAGAGAUAACACCGCCUGUGUUGAUGAAAUCGAGUCGGGAUUGAAGCUUAAGGAUGGCAGAAAAGGUCGUAUUGUAUGCUUUAGAGGAGAUGUCGGUGGCAAAAUCAGAUCGAAGCUAUCAAACUUGCUUGAAACGAUAAACCUCACACUAUCAUCACCUCCUCUUGCAUCACCUACCCUUCAAGCAUCGAAAAUAUAUUUAUUUCUCAUUCCAUCACUAACAAAGGCUCGUCGCGAGGAUAUUGUCGGCUGCGUCGUGGCACAGCGUAUCUCUACUGCGAUGGCCGUUGCCUCGAAAGGAAAUACCCCACCCAAUUUCAUCAAUUCUACUGAAAAAGACUCCCCGAUCCUUACUCAAGCGCCUCAGCUCAUUGCUGUCGAUACAAGCACGGGGCUGUUUUGCCACCCUACUCCUCUUCCGACCUCUCUUGGUAUUCCGCGUCUCUUCGUCUCCUCAACUUACCGCCGUCAGGGCAUUGCGAGUCAUUUGCUAUCUGCUGCUGCUGCGACGUUCAUUCACGGCUACCCGCUUGACCCUCGAAAGGGUGAGGUAGCGUUUACUCAGCCCACUGAGUCGGGGUACGCAAUCAUGCGAAUUUGGGGCGAAGGCAACGUGAGAGUUUAUGAGGAGUGA
Molecule: messenger RNA, 972 nt
Organism: Serpula lacrymans var. lacrymans S7.9
Lineage: Eukaryota; Fungi; Basidiomycota; Agaricomycetes; Boletales; Serpulaceae
Exons: 2
Coding region: 1-972 (323 amino acids)
Biological process (GO): mitotic sister chromatid cohesion
Cellular component (GO): chromatin; nucleus
Molecular function (GO): protein-lysine-acetyltransferase activity
Source: RefSeq, a predicted model, not a curated record